AUGUUCUCAAGAUUAGCUUUUAAGGGAUUUAGCAGAGCUGCGAGCACAACUACAAGCAGAACAUUCACACCAAGCACACUCUCACAUCUCAAUCAUAUACGCUCACUCUCCACUCAAUCACGCCAACUUAUCGAUAACGCCGUCAAUGCACACCCUAUUGUACUCUUCAUGAAAGGGAAGCCUUCUGCACCUCUCUGUGGCUUCUCUAGGGCUGUCGUACAGAUACUCGACGUUCAAGGCGCUGAUCCUGAGAAGAUUAGAGCUUACGACUGCCUUGAAGAUGAUCAACUACGUAAUGGAAUCAAGGAGUACUCUGAUUGGCCAACUAUCCCACAGGUCUAUGUGAAUGGUGAUUUCGUUGGUGGCUGUGAUAUUCUUUUGUCUAUGCAUCAGAGUGGCGAAUUGUCAGAAUUGCUCAAGAACAAACAAUUACUACUCCCUAUCGCUGAGUAA
Messenger RNA from Wallemia ichthyophaga EXF-994, 453 nucleotides. RefSeq lists its product as uncharacterized. The transcript is spliced from 2 exons. Lineage: Eukaryota; Fungi; Basidiomycota; Wallemiomycetes; Wallemiales; Wallemiaceae. Bases 1 to 453 code for a protein of 150 amino acids. The record is from RefSeq and is a predicted model, not a curated record.